AUGGGGAUUUCUAAGAUAGAUAUCCAUCGCUCUCUGGUCACGCCAGAUACUCCCCCACCCGAAUUAGAGAGCCACCACGCUUCAGCUUCCGCAUACAGGUCCGCCGAAACCCAUUAUUGGAGGAGUGUUGCGCCCAUAUCUCCGCCUAUGUCAAGCUAUGAUAAGCAGUUCAAGUCUGACAUGUCAGCUGGGAAGAAUUUGGAAGACAGCAGGGCUCGGGACAUGGCCGCCCAGAGCGCGCCCCGACAACAGCUGCCGUCGCUGAGCAGCAUAUUUGGUCCACCAAGCCAGAUGCGCCCUCUACACUCGCCAAUGUCCGAGCGACCUAGCCCCCUGAGAUCGCCGCUGGAUCGGCCCCCUUCUGCGUCUGCUAAUUCCGAGAGGUCGUACUCGAACUCGUACUUUCCAAACGUGUCGACGCCGGUGGCCCAACCGCGCAGCGUGUACGAACCGAGACUAGAACAAGAAAGGACCGCUCUCCCAUCGGUAUCACAUCGUUUCCCCGGACCACUUUCACCCAGGAACCAUGAGUUCGACAGAGCACAGAACGCCCCUCGUAAUGAUUCGACCACCAGCUCCAGAUGGUCCAGCCAGUCCAGCCAGUCGGACUCGAGGAGGCCUGAAUAUGUCUUUGGGACUCGGGAGGCAGCAUCAUCAUUCCGACCUGUCAACGACCGGUUACCUUAUCCUCCUAUAGGACAGAAGCCCAGUCACGAUUCGCUUGGAGGCUACAGAGAACAACUGCAACGCCAGCCGCAACCUUCAGGCCACUCGUCGAACCUGUUGUCGAGCGGAGCCUCGGAGGCGGCGCCGGUCAAGGAUGGCUUAGGGCCAAAGAUCUGGACCGGCACGCAUUUCUUGCCACGGUUCGUGCGACAGGCGGAAGUACCGGGGGAGGGUCUGUGCUACUUCUAUGACGACGGUUCGCAUUGUAAGACAGUGAUUGAUGGAGAGCAGGUGAAUGCUCACUGGGGAGUCACGAAAGCUGGAAAGCCGAGAAAGCGACUUGCAAUCGCCUGCUUGACAUGUCGGGAGAAGAAGAUCAAGUGCGAUCCGGACUUUCCUCGAUGCGUACAAUGCGAGAAGUUCGGCAGAGUAUGCAAGUUCAAGAACGCGCCCCGAGGCGGACACAACACUUCCCCGUCCAACUCGCCAGGAUCACAUUCGAUCUCGCAGGUUAGGGAGCACGAGCAACAGAGGCCCCGAAGCAACUCCAGCGCCUCCGUCUCCCCGCGGACGACGACACUGCCUCACCCCUCGCCGGAGCACGCCGACCUGGGCAGCAAGAGGGUACGCGUCAGCUAUGAGCAUUACAAGCCCACAUCCAACGAGACCGCACCGCCUUAUCCGCCCCAGGAGGUCAAGAGGACCCCGCUAUCAUGGCACCAGCGCGAAUUACCUCGCGUUCAUGAGGACCUCCUCUGCCGGCCCUGGCAAACAGAGCCGCGGCAUCUGUGA
Molecule: messenger RNA, 1458 nt
Organism: Truncatella angustata
Lineage: Eukaryota; Fungi; Ascomycota; Sordariomycetes; Amphisphaeriales; Sporocadaceae
Exons: 3
Coding region: 1-1458 (485 amino acids)
Biological process (GO): regulation of DNA-templated transcription
Cellular component (GO): nucleus
Molecular function (GO): DNA-binding transcription factor activity, RNA polymerase II-specific; zinc ion binding
Source: RefSeq, a predicted model, not a curated record